Lasiosphaeria miniovina is the source of this 1836-nucleotide messenger RNA. RefSeq names its product fungal-specific transcription factor domain-containing protein. The record is from RefSeq and is a predicted model, not a curated record. Gene Ontology annotation, biological process: DNA-templated transcription; regulation of DNA-templated transcription. NCBI's taxonomy places the organism in Eukaryota, Fungi, Ascomycota, Sordariomycetes, Sordariales, Lasiosphaeriaceae. The annotation marks the transcript as partial. Gene Ontology annotation, molecular function: DNA binding; zinc ion binding; DNA-binding transcription factor activity, RNA polymerase II-specific. The transcript is spliced from 4 exons.
AAGCGCACAAGGGUGCUGCUCUCGUGUGCACCCUGUCGCACAAGUAAGCUGAAAUGUGACCGUCAACAACCGUGCGGGCAAUGUGUCAAAAAGGUUCGUGCCGAUGGCUGCACAUAUGCGCCGCGGCCGGAAAAGUCGAAGCCGGCUCGGAGUAUGGCCGCCCGGCUCAAGCGACUCGAGGGAAUGGUGCGCGGCAUGAUGAAUGUCGACGGAGUGCCCAUCCCCGAGAAGCCCUGGCCGCCGACGGGGACGGGGCCUGACGGACAGUCGCCCUCGAGACCCCGCGAUUCUACCUGCCCCAACCAAGCCCAGGCCCAGAUCGUCCUGGGUCGCAGUACCACGUAUGUUGGCGCAACGCACUUUAUGGCCAUGCUGGAUGAUAUCGAAGAUCUCAAGAGCUACUUCGAUGAGGAGGAGGAGGAGAGUCUUGGGGGAAAGCGGUAUCAGGAUGUACCCGAACCUUCGUCAUCGGACACGCUCCUCAUAUCUAGCGGCCUGCCCACGUCCAGGCAAGAGCUGCUAGACGUGCUCCCACCUCGCCAGGUCGUGGACCGCCUGGUGCAGCGCUAUUUCAGCGCGCACAGUCCCUCGAUGAGUGUAACACACAGGCCGCAGUUUGCAAAACAGUAUGCCGAGUUUUGGGCAAACCCCGACGGCGCAUCCCUCGACUGGCUGGCGUUUCUGUACUUGAUAUUGGCGCUGGGCGUCUUCUUCUCGACUUUCAUGGCCCCGCACGAGCUCGAGGCCGACGGGGACCUGCCCGCCAUGGGGAGGUUCAAGCGGUACCGCGCGGCGGCAGGCUGGGCGCUAGUGACGGGCAAGUACACGUCACCAGCCACGACGACCCUGGCACCAUUCCUGCUGUAUGUCGAGGCUGAAUUCUUGACCAACCGGGCGUCGCAGAUGAACUGCUACCUGCUCACGGCUGUGUGCAUUCGAAUGAUGCUGCGCAUGGGCCUGCACCGUGACCCGAGCAAGCUGGCCCACAUACCUCCCUUUGACGGAGAGAUGCGCCGGCGCCUGUGGCAUCUGGCUACACAGUUCGAGCUCAUGGUGUCGUUCCACCUGGGCUUGCCCAGCAUGAUCCCCAGCAUAGAGAGCGACACCGCGCUGCCGCGGAACCUCGUCGACGAGGACAUCUCUGUAGACUGCACCGAGUUGCCGCCUUCGCGCCCCGACUCCGAGUACACACUCCAGUCGUACCCCCGGUCCAAAAGCGCCCUCUGCCAGGUCUUUGGCCUCAUCGCCCGCCAGGUCAACGCCCUCACACCCCCUCCCUACGUCGAGAUCAUGAAGUACGACAGCCUGCUCGAGGUCAAGUGGAGUCAGGUUCCCAUCUUCAUGAAGCUUAGGCCACUCGAGGACUCGAUCGCCGACUCUCUGGCUGUCGUAAACCAGCGCUUCGGACUCGCCUCCCUAUACCAGAAAUCGCGUGUCGUGUUGCACCGCCGCUACAUCAUAGAGGCUGUCCCCAGGCCCGAGCAUGCCUACUCGCGGCGCGUCUGUCUCGAAGCUGCGAUGGCGCUGCUCGACCAUCAAAAUGCCAUCCACGUGGCUGCGUUGCCGGGCGGAAUUUUGCGCAUGAACGGCUGGUUUGUCAUGUCGUUGGCCAUCCACGACUUUUUACUGGCCGCCAUGGUCAUCUACCUCGUGCUGCAGAACGAGACGUACGACAUGGUUGCCGGCGAAUGGACCGAGAAAACCGCCCCGCUUCCGGGCCGCGAUCACCUGUAUAACCUGCUCGCGCAGUCCCACAGGAUAUGGAUAGCUGUGUUCCAGGACGCGCCCGUUUUCAAGAAAGCAGCCGACAUCCUCAAGACAAUGUUGCGGAAGCUC